AAAGCAAAGAAAUAUAUGAGCAAAUUAAUGCAAAACCUUCCGAAGAGUAAAAGCAAAACCCUUCUUCUUCUUUUUUUCUUUUUUUUUUUUGUUGCAAAACCAUUUAUUUUACGUAGAAGCAAAACCUUAUCCUCCGCUCUAUAAACUCUUCAAAAAUUCAUUCCAAAAUCCAAACCUUGAAACACUUCUUCUUCUUCCUGCUCAAAAAUGGAAAGUAAAUAUCCUUCUUCAUCCUCUGACUCCAUCCCCGGUAAGGCAUUCACCGGUGUCGGAAAUAUCAUCAAACUCCUUCCGACCGGCACUGUUUUCCUCUUCCAGUUCCUCAGCCCUCUAGUAACCAACAACGGCCACUGCCACUACAUCAACAAGGUCUUAACCUCCAUCCUCCUUGCUGUAUGCGGCUUCUCUUGCGCCUUCUCAUCCUUCACCGAUAGUUACAAAGGCAGUGACGGGAUGACGCACUACGGCGUCGUCACCAAGAAGGGUCUCUGGCCCGCGCCAAGCUCGGAGUCCGUCGACCUGUGCAGUUAUAGACUGAGGGUUGGGGACUUUGUGCAUGCAUUCUUGUCCGUGGCGGUGUUUGCUGUGCUGGCGCUGCUGGAUGCUAACACCGUGGAUUGCUUUUAUCCGGAGUUUGAGUCCAAGGAGAAGAUUCUGCUCAUGGCGUUGCCUCCGGCCGUCGGAGCGGUCUCCGGUACGGUGUUCAUGCUGUUCCCGAACAAGCGGCAUGGGAUUGGGUACCCUUAUUCGAGUGAUGACAAUGACAACUCUACAACUACAAGGUCCUAGUUUGGUUGGAAAAUAUAAGUGAAGGGCAUUACUAAUAAAUAAGAAAUAAGUUUGGCCUCCUUUUUUUUUUUUUAUUUGUUGUUGUCAAAUGUUUGAGUGAUUACUGAUUAAGCAUUUGUGCUUAAUUAAGCAUCCGAUUGAUCUUGUGAAUCUAUUAAUUGUGACA
Molecule: messenger RNA, 955 nt
Organism: Rubroshorea leprosula
Lineage: Eukaryota; Viridiplantae; Streptophyta; Magnoliopsida; Malvales; Dipterocarpaceae
Source: the annotation of a GenBank genome assembly